AUGGAGAACAUCACCAGGUCCCAAUUUGUGUGCGCUCGCUGCAGCAAAUCCUUUGAAACUGAGACAACGUACAAGAGGCACGGCUACUACUGCCGCUCAAGGCAGAUCAGCCAGAGGAAUUCGCGAAAACGGUCCUGCGCCGCAUGCACCAAAGCAAAGACCCGGUGCGAUUCAAAGCACCCAACAUGCUCGACUUGCAUAGCUAGAUGCAUCACUUGCCAGUAUUCCAAGGAGACUCUGCAAGGCAACAAGGCCUCGCAACCACAUACCUCCGUUGCCAGCACUAGGGCUAAAGAUGUGGUGUUCUGUGACAGCCUCUCCAUGCCGCCAGCUGCAGAUGAAGAAAUGCCAAGUAACGAAUUGAGCUAUGAGCAACUUGGCUUUCUCAGCCCACGAAUGACCGAGGGAUCUCGACCACAUGAAGCGUACCUUCACGCACAGACAGACCUCGCAGCUUUUUCUAUGUUUGACUCUAAUGCCAAUCCAUUCGAUUGGGUUUGCGAUAGCAGCACGGGACUAGGUUUCAACCCAUCUCUUGGAGCAAGCUUGUCGUUCUCUUCUAUGCCUCAAGUAUACGAAACCCCUAUUACUCUUUCACAGAGAGCUUCUAAUACCAUACCUCCGUCACCGUCAGAAAGUCUCAUUACGAGAUCCCUAGCGCCAAGAUCUUGGGGAAAGACGGGUGCGCAGAUCAGUGCUUUGCUUCUAACACGCAUACUUUCAGCGUAUCCGGCGAUGGUGAUGCGCAAAGAGACUUUUCCACCCUUCAUCCACCCAGUCUGCUUCACCGACUGCGGUGAAAUCAAAGGCUCGUUCCCAGAAGCAUUAGUAAAUUGCAUGACUAUAGCUCGGAUGUUCGUGAACCGCGGUAAAGAACCCACCAAAUUCAUGUGGAGGACCAUCAGAAUGGAGCAGGAGAGAAUGUGGUUUGAGUACCACGAUUUCGACAACUGGGAGCUUCUUGCUUCUGCACAAGCUCUUAUGAUAUAUACUCUCAUGCGGAUGAUAGAGGGCCCCAACGAAGACAAUGACUUCGACGCCCCACUAUUGCUGUCGCUCAAUGUAGUAUCUUCAACGCUAUCGGAAAGAUUCGGUGGAGAUGAGUUGAAGCAAGCACCGAGUGGGGACCAACAAGAUUGGCAGGAGUGGAUUUUCCACGAGAUGGAUACAUUCGCGAGGAUUCUGAAUAUGCUUAUAGAAAUCGACACUGCCGUGAGAUGUUCCCCACUCCAGGGGUUUAUCAUAUGUCCACUGCCGACGAAGAAAGUACUUUGGGAGGCCCGUGAUGCUUCGAGUUGGAGAGUAGAAUUUGAUGCGACUCUGAAAGAAAGAGAACUGUUUGGAGUAUCGACUGAUGGCCAGCUGACGAAGAUGCAAAUUGGAUCUGGGGGAAUAAGCACCACUGCAUCUGAUUGGGGAAAGUGUCUUCCUGAUAUAGAAAUCAGCCACAAUACACGACAUCUGGUUACGCCUCUUGAUUGUACAGUACUAGCCAGUGACAAGUUUAAUCACUGGCUCAGACAAAGUCAAAGCCCACGGACCGCUGAAUCUCAAAGAAGUACAAAAGAGCAUCUGGAUCAGAAUAAACCUCACACCAAAACCCUUCAAUCCUCUCACCCCGCUAUACCCACCCACAGCACCACACCGCAAAUGUCAUCGACCGCCCCCUUCCCAUCCUUCACCAAAACCUGGCACACCACAACCUACCCCUCCAUCUCUCCCACCAACCUCACCCUUUCCGCAGCUGGCAAGACCAUCCUAAUAACUGGCGCCGGCACCGGAAUCGGCGCCCGAGCCGUGCGCUCCUUCGCGGCAGCAGGCGCCUCAUCCAUAGGAAUCCUAAGCCGUACCUCUGCGCACCUACACUCAGUCAAGAACGCAGUAGAGAAAGAAUUCCCCCAUGUUAAGAUCUGCAUCCUCGUAGCGGACAUCACUCAAAAAUCCGAAGUCGACAAUGCUUUUUCCGAACUUACCGCGUUUGCAGGAGGAGGGAUUCACGUUUUGGUGAAUAACGCCGGGUAUGGGGAAAGGGAUCCGUUGAUCAGAGACGCGGAGCCGGAUGCGUGGAUGAAGGCUAUGGAGGUGAAUGUCAGAGGAAGUCUCAUUGUAGCUGGUGCGUUUGUACGUUCUGCAGCGGAGGAGGCAGUUGUGAUAAACGUGACGUCGUUUAUUGGUUACAGGCCUAUUGCCGGAUACUCGUCAUACGCGGCUUCGAAAGCGGCUGCGGUUGUGCUGUUCGAUAUGCUGCAGAUGGAGAAUCCAGAACUUAGAGUUGCGAAUGUGCACCCGGGGAUUGUUGAUACGGGUAUGACUAGAAGAGCCGGUGGGGUGGGUCAAGAUGAUAUAUCGCUUGCGGCUGACUUCAUGGUCUGGCUCGCCAGCGCGGAAGCCGCGUUUAUGAAAGGAAAGUACGUCUGGGCUAAUUGGGAUGUUGAUGAAUUAAAGGCGAGGGCAAACGAAAUAUCAGGCAGUAAUUUGUUAAAGAUGACGCUGGAGGGAUGGCAAGGUUAA
Molecule: messenger RNA, 2511 nt
Organism: Lachnellula hyalina
Lineage: Eukaryota; Fungi; Ascomycota; Leotiomycetes; Helotiales; Lachnaceae
Product: Short chain dehydrogenase
Exons: 7
Coding region: 1-2511 (836 amino acids)
Biological process (GO): regulation of DNA-templated transcription
Cellular component (GO): cytosol
Molecular function (GO): zinc ion binding; oxidoreductase activity; DNA-binding transcription factor activity, RNA polymerase II-specific
Source: RefSeq, a predicted model, not a curated record